Brienomyrus brachyistius is the source of this 2886-nucleotide messenger RNA. RefSeq lists its product as uncharacterized. Lineage: Eukaryota; Metazoa; Chordata; Actinopteri; Osteoglossiformes; Mormyridae. Bases 1 to 2886 code for a protein of 961 amino acids. The transcript has 9 exons. The record is from RefSeq and is a predicted model, not a curated record.
AUGCCCUACCGCAUAUGGUCGUUCAGGCUCCUGUGCGGGCAGCCCAACUGCCACCGGGCUGGGCAGCGUCUGACGUCCUGCGGACUGUACAAGACGGUCAGGAGGGUGCUGGACAUAGACGGCUGGUACUUCAUGGCCACGGAGUACCUGGAAUGCCGUCUGUGUAAGAAGAAGGUGGCGGGCUGGUCACGGGACAUCUUGAAGCAGCUGGACCCUGCGCACCGCGCAGAGUUUCCGGCCAUCCUGACGUAUAGGUUGUCCUGUGACCUGAAGGUGGUGAGGCUGAUGCGUCAGCGCUCCCUCGGCAACAGCGUGUCCAUGCUGUUCAACAAGCUGAGGGAGCAGCACAGUGAGACCUGGAUGGCACGCACACUGCAAUAUCUGGCAGUGUGCGACAGGUUUCAGGUCCCUGGCGCUGACGCACGGCAGGUGGCACCACCACCACCCAUGGUGCCCGUCCCCUCACCCCAGUGGCUCCUCACGGUGCAUGCCGAGGAUGUCAGGGCUCGCAUCGGGGAGAUGAAGGCCAGGGUCACCUCCAUUUUUGGAUCCGUCUUGAAGAUGGAUUCCACAAAGAAGGUGACCAAGAAGCUGGCGGGCGCGGCGGCAAGAACCAUGGCCUGGGCAACCAACGUGGGCAACAAGCACGGGCAAGUCCUCAUGUCCGUGCUCACCGCCCAUGAGGGUGACGGGCUGUUGCCAAUGGCCACGGGGCUGAUGCGGCGCUACCGCGAAGCUGGAGUCCCUCCGCCCAAGCUCCUGUACGUGGACAGGGACUGCUGCUCUUCGGUGGGGAAGUCGAAAGCGGCAGCCAUGUUCUGCGAAUGGGAGGAGCUGGUCGUCAGGCUGGACGUGUGGCACCUGAUGCGAAGGUUCGCUGUGGGCGUCACCACCGACAGCCACCAGCUCUACGGCCUGUUCAUGGCGAAGCUGUCGUCGUGCAUCUUCGAGUGGGACAGUGCAGACGUGGCUCGUCUGAUGCAGGCCGUUCGGGCGGAACUGGAGGGGAAGCAGGGCAUCGUGGGCCUGACUGAAGACCAGCUGACUGGCAGGCUGACCGCGAAGAUGCUGGCUCGGCACUGUCGCCGCCGUACCCGCGGGGCACAGGAGACCGAGCAGCUCAUCGCUCAGCUGCUGGCGGCCUUCAGAGACGUGAAGGACACGAUGGGCAUCCCCCUGCUGGACAACCAAAGGAUGGACGCCAUAUGGGACACCCAGAGGCGCCACCUUGGUUGCAUCCAAGACCCUCCUGGAUUCCAGCUGUACACGGAGACGGGGCAGCUGACCAAGGGAGGCACCGUCCUCCCCACCUACCGCUGCGCGCGUGGCUCCACCUCGUUGGAGUCGUUCCACCUCCACCUCAACCGCUUCAUCCCUGGGACCUCUGCGAACGCGGAGAAUUUCCAGGCCUACCUGCUGGAAGGGUUGGCGCAGUGGAACGAGGACAGAGCGGCGGCAGCGGUAGACCAGCCGGAGCAGGUGCUGCGUUGCUACGGUGGGCAACUGCAGCACAGCCUCAACCAGCUGAGCCAGCGGCUGCUGGGCCGCAAGCUGGUUGAGGACUACACAAAGCCGGGGGAGUACACAGGAGAGCUCAUCGGGGUGGAGUACCUCUACUCCCAGCAGUGCUUGGUGCUGAGGGAGGACAUCGGCCAUGACCCUGACGCCCCCGACGGCACCCCCCGAUCUGCAGCUGCUGACGACGACGACGACGACAGAGACGACAACGAUGGCGGCGAUGACGUUUUCAGAGGCCCUGACGGAGCCCCGGGGUACGACCGCGUGGUCAGGCUGGCGAGGUACCUGGUGGGGCUACGCGAGGAGCCCUGUGUCGCGGAGAGUCACGUUGCCACCAUCGUCUCUCUCUGGAACAACCUGCCGGAGAGAGACAGGCAGCGUGUCUCCUACCCACCGAGGCACAGGGAGCGGCUCCUUCAGGGCAGGUUCAAGGCCAGCCACUCGAAAACGUCAGUGUGUGCUGGGAAAGAAAGCCUGAAGCGCUGCCUGCUGGGCCAAGGCACCGGGCCUGCACAGUGGCCUAACGUGAGCAGACUGGUGGAGGCCAUCUGCCUGGAGCUCUGCUCACUUCACCCGGCUGGUCGGAAGAUCGCUGGGGUGAAGCAGAACCGCUGGACUGUCAUCCUGCAGGAUUACGGCAGGAUCAGACAGCUGGUUCUGAGCAGCCCGGGGCUCAUGCAGGCCACGUCGCUGCAGCUGUUUGAGAUCAACCAGCGUACGCUGUCCGUUUGGCAUAACGAUUUGGUGAAGAGGCGGGAGCAAGCCGUGCUCUCCAUGGACAUCCCUCUCCCCACUCCCAGCCUGACGACACCCACCCCUCUACCAGAGCCCAGGCAGAAGGAGCCAGAGCCAGCAGAACCUCCUUCUGACCUGAGGCCGUUCACCUUCGCCGCCCCUCCAGACCUGUCCGGGCAGGCUGUGCGGAGACGGCAGCCCCAGCCUGCUCCUGCUCCGCAGCCCCAGCCUGCUCCUGCUCCUGCUCCUGCUCCGCAGCCCCAGCCUGCUCCUCUGCCCUCUGCGUCCAUCCCGGCUGCCCCCUUACUUGUCCUGCUGAUGCCUGGGCUAGCCAGGACAGCUGCCCCGCCGACACCCCCGCCGGCUCCCUCGCAGUCAGACGUCCCCGGCAACCUGCCCGGGUUAAAGUCUUGGAGCCGGACCACCGAGUGGAGGCGGAGGAAGGCAGCUGAAGCCCAGGCCACUGAGCAGGGUCUCCCCGUGACACCACAUGUCACUCACCAGCACUAUACGUGCACCAAGUGUGGGCAGCCGCGGCGUCAACAGUAUGGACACAGGAGAUUUCGAAACAAAUUCUUCUGUGAGAGGGCAGAAGGGAUGUCCUUCGAGGACUGGAAGGCACGGCAGGAGUAG